This is a messenger RNA of Olea europaea var. sylvestris, 811 nucleotides long. RefSeq lists its product as uncharacterized. The coding region runs from base 1 to 789 and encodes 262 amino acids. The transcript has 2 exons. NCBI's taxonomy places the organism in Eukaryota, Viridiplantae, Streptophyta, Magnoliopsida, Lamiales, Oleaceae. The record is from RefSeq and is a predicted model, not a curated record.
AUGGAGGGGGACCCCCUGGCGCCUCUUAUGGUCCUGACGAAGUAUUCAACACUUAAUGAGUAUAGUAGUUAUUUUUCCUUGUAUUUCUCUUCGGUUCGAAUUGUGCCUAACAUUUACAUUUCCUUUGUAGGUGCUCUUCCUUGGUGCGAGCUGUCAUCUGAGGACUUUGAAACCAUCUGCAUCAUUUAUCAGCUGCCUCAAAAGAAGAGGUCUCACCAUAGGCUGAUCCGAAAGAACAUCCACUUCAUUACUCACGAUCUGAUGGCAUCCCAAGACAACUUUAAUAAGAAGAUGCCGGUGCGCCCUGACUUUAAGACCAUCCAGAAGAUGAUAGCAGAGGCACAGACAUUGAAGGCCUCCUCCUCCACGUACAAAAAGCGAAUGGAGGAUUUGGUGGAAGCUAGUAAGAGGCUUCAGCCUCUGACGGAGGAGAAGGUACCAGAGAACCCGGAGGCUGACCUUCGGAGGAAGGGCAAGAAGAGUACCGCCCCUCCAAAACGCCUAACUGUGGCGAGGCCACCCCCUGCUCUGAGGCAGACCACAAUUCCCACCGGGGUGGCCAUUCGGGAGAAGAGGCCCACCCCAACUGAGCCUGCCACUGCCCCAACCACAAUACCCCUCGCUGCAGUGCCAAUUGAUCAAGUGCCGGGGCAGCAGAAGAGGAAGAAGCCCCAUCCCUCUAAGGAGGUCGACUUUCUGGGCACCAAUCAUGACGAGCUCGUAAGGGAAGUGUUGGAUGCUCUUCCUCCAGAAACAGCUAUGGUGGUGGUGGUCCACAGCAAAUACUAGACAGAAGAGUGGAGGGAUCACA